GAGUCCUCGAAUCGAGUCGAGUCGAGUCGAGUCGAGAGAUGGGCUUACACUGUAAUAGUUGGAGACAAUCCAAUCCGAAGGCGCAGGACCUUUCUUCCGAGUCGAGUCAACGUUCCGGACCAGUUUGGCUUCUACUAGGCCGAUUAAUCCCUAGCUAGAUUGAAUGAUGCAUCUUCUUUCCUGCGGCCGCGUUGCGCCUAAAUUUCUACCUUCAGCCCCUCAAGACAUAGCAUUCGGCUAUUGUACGACUGGAAUUGCCGGCCGAACAUUUUUCGCACUCGACCUUCUGCGUAUGUAGCUUGCUUGCAUAGACCUUCGGAUUGCAUAGAGAAUCCAUUCUACCAAACGCACUCCUCACAAACUAAACCAACCAAAACCAAAACCAAAACCAAAACCAACCAAAACCAACAACAUGAUUUCAACCAACACCUUAAUGAAGACAGCACUUGCAUCUUUUUGUUGCGGUGCUGCUCUUGUUGCCUUUUCUUGGGGAUAUCAACAAGGCACCACCACUCUAGAACUUGUUGCAAAAGAUCCAAAUGCCUGUCUUUAUGUUCCAGGAGCAGGAUUUUCUGGGUUCUUUUAUACCAUUGGACAUCUUCAAGCUGCAUCAACCCUCAAGGAGCCUACUGUAUCUACAAGAAUUGUAGAGCCUUGGAAAGACAACACUGACUACUAUUGCUUCUCUGCUGGAUGCCUGGCCACAGUGGCUGCUCUGAGCAACAUUACUGUGUUUGAUGUUCAUGAUACAGCAUUUGCCAUUCAAGACCUUUGGAAAAGUGGGGAGAUUUCGCAGUUUCAGGUAGUGGAAGAGUUUGUAGAUUAUCUGAUUGCCAAAGGUUCUGAAGAAGGCACCUUGAAUGCUGAAUCAUUGGCAAAGAUUCAUGUCAUUACCUCCAAAGUUUCGCCUUCUAAAGAUAGUUGGCUGGCAGCACCCAAGCUGGAUACCAUUGUGCGAACCCCACAAAAUCUAGAAGAGCUCAAGGAAACGCUGCUGCAAACCACUUGGAUACCAGGAGCAACGGGGGAUGAUUGGACACUGGAUGGCCAUCUGGAUGGUGCCUUUACUUCCAGCAAUCAUCCAAUGUGUCAAAGUUCUGUAGAUCUUCCCAAACUGUCCUUGACAUCAUGGGACAGUCUGGAGUUCUAUGCCAAUAUCCUGUUGGGUGUCAACAUGGGCCAAGAGCAAAUAGAGCGAUUCUGGUCUGCAGGAGUGAAACGAGGCCUUCAGGUGACUGAUGUGGAUACAGGUGCACAGCCUUAGAGACCUGGCUCACCUAGCUAGCUAGAGUAAAGAAUUGCAAGAUUACCCCAAAGAAUCUUCGUUUGCAGAAUCUGAUGCCGUGGCUUCUUGGUUGGCUGUUUUCUGAUUUAGCCGUUCGGCUGGCUUGAUCUCUAUUAAUGCCUCAUUUAUUGCUUUGAGUACCGAUGCAACAGUUAAUGCUUUCUAAAAGUGUGAGAUCUUUGGAUCCUUGGAACCGACAAUGAGCAUUUCUGCGCGGUGGCUGUUUUAUAAUAGUAGACAACCUAAU
Molecule: messenger RNA, 1532 nt
Organism: Seminavis robusta
Lineage: Eukaryota; Bacillariophyta; Bacillariophyceae; Naviculales; Naviculaceae
Source: the annotation of a GenBank genome assembly